ACUCAAAAUCAACUGCAGGCUAUAUCAUCAUGUCAGCUUGAAUAAAACACUUAAAAAGCAACACCGACGUUUACUUUUCUCUUCUACAUGCAACAACUCUGUGAGAAACUUCUGCCCCAAUUCUUCGGUGAAAUUUUUUUGUUGCCAAGUUUUCCAGCUUUGAUGUUCCAAAUCUCAGUCUAAAAUGGUGUUAAACUGAUGUUCAGGUAACUAGUUAGACAUAUGGAGAAAUUAUCUAGAAAUUUAUUUCUUGGUGAAAAUAGCUGUAAUAAUUCUCAGAGCAUUGAAAAAUAUCUUCAGAAUUGGAAGCUCCCCCCUUCUUCAGCCUCAGAUAUUUACAAGCGAAGUGGUAUUUUAAAUUACAGUCAUCGGUUCAAACUCAAAACAGUGGAGGAAGAAAUUCCUUUAUCUGAUGGAUACGCCUCUUUUAACCUCUUCUCCGAUGAUCUCAAAUUGACUUACCGAAAAUUUGAUUACCUUCAUUUAGGAAGAGUUGAGGUUGCUUUGAAACCCACAAAACUAGAUUCAAACAAAUCUACAACCAUCUGUCUUCGUAAUAAGAGCACAAUCUUGAGCAUGGUUGAAUCAAGUUUAAGCGAAGGUCCAAUUUACUUCUCCUACUUCUAUUCCAAUUCUAAUUUUGAUUUCACUUUGUCUGAUCCUGAUUUGGCUACUAGCUUAACCCUUGAUAUCAAAAUCGACGGAUCUAAAUCUACUGAGGAAGAAAAAGUAGUAAUUCUUAUGUUAAGGUUUCAAUACAAUGUGAUGAAAGGGUAUCAGCUUGUCCGAAGUAAAAGUUAUCAUUUUGUUAAGGAGAGUGGAAGAACAACAUUGUAUGUUACUAAAGUUGCUCAAAACAACCGUGUGGUGUCGAGAAAGAUCAUUUGGGAUAGGGUUUUGGUACCGGAAAGGUGGCUGGUUGAGAACAAUGCCGCCUUUUCGAAGGAGCAACCCCGUGGUAAUGCUUGCGUGGAUUGGAAGGAGGCGGCGGAUGCGCAUGUGUUGAAGGUGGAUGUGCCUGGAUUCGGUGAAGAGGAAGUGAAGGUUGAGAUUGAAGCUAGUGGUGGAAUUCUCCAGAUCAGUGGAGAGAGAAGGGAGGAGAGGGGGGAGGAGGGAUACAAGUGGCACUGCGUGGAGAGGGGCGGUGGAAUGUUCCUGCGCCGGUUCAAGUUGCCGGAGAAUGCCAAGCUGGAGGAGUUGACGAUGGGGUUGGAGAAAGGGGUGCUGACGGUGACGGUGCCGAAAAUUAAUCAAGUGUUUGGUUAAUUAACCAAAUAGUUUUAUGAUUAAUAUUUGUUGUGGUGGUAAUUCUAUAUAUGUUGGCAGGUGGUUAAGUUUUAAGACUAUUGUAAUUAGUCUAGUUCUGUUCUAUGUUAAUUUCGCAUCAUCAAAUAUUAUGUAAGAAAAAUAGUUCCAAUUGUGGUUGACACAUGUCUAAUGUAAGAUUAAUGUACCUCCUCUUGAAUUUCUUGACAAUGUAUCAUAAUAAUUAGUGUAA
This is a messenger RNA of Salvia splendens (bonfire salvia), 1498 nucleotides long. Its product is annotated as 18.2 kDa class I heat shock protein. NCBI's taxonomy places the organism in Eukaryota, Viridiplantae, Streptophyta, Magnoliopsida, Lamiales, Lamiaceae. The record is from RefSeq and is a predicted model, not a curated record. The coding region runs from base 223 to 1266 and encodes 347 amino acids. The transcript has a single exon.